Messenger RNA from Varanus komodoensis (Komodo dragon), 5836 nucleotides. It is a transcript of the gene NEURL4, whose product is annotated as neuralized E3 ubiquitin protein ligase 4. Gene Ontology annotation, molecular function: ubiquitin protein ligase activity. The record is from RefSeq and is a predicted model, not a curated record. The transcript is spliced from 29 exons. NCBI's taxonomy places the organism in Eukaryota, Metazoa, Chordata, Lepidosauria, Squamata, Varanidae. The annotation marks the transcript as partial.
GGGGCGGCGCUGCCGCUGCUGCACCCGCGCACGGGCCGCCUGGUGACGGUGUCGCGGGGCGGGCGCAGCGCGGCCCGCUCGCAGCCGGGCCAGGAGUUCAACCACGGGCUGGUGCUCAGCCGCGAGCCGCUCGCCCCCGGCGCCGUCUUCACGGUGCGCAUCGAUCGCAAGGUUAAUUCCUGGAGCGGCUCCAUCGAGAUCGGGGUGACGGCCCUGGACCCGAACCACCUCGACUUCCCCAGCAGCGCCACCGGCCUCAAGGGGGGCUCCUGGAUCAUCUCGGGCUGCUCGGUGCUGCGGGACGGGCGCUCCAUCUUGGAGGAGUAUGGCCAAGACCUCGACCAGCUGGGCGAGGGCGACCGGGUGGGCAUCCAGCGCACGGCCAACGGAGAACUGCGCCUCUGGGUCAACGGGCAGGACUGUGGUGUCGCGGCCACGGGCAUCCCGCCCCGCGUCUGGGCUGUGGUGGACCUGUACGGCAAGUGCACCCAGAUCACGGUGGUGCCCGGCAGUCCGGAGGAGCCCGACGAGGCGGUGGCCCGCGAUGAAGCUCUGGCCCUGCCUUGCAACCAGAAUCGGCCGGAUAAAUUUCCCAACAGCCUGGAGUCGGAGAACGGCUUCUCCAGCAUGGAGCUCUCCGAGGUGGUGAGCAACGCCAUCCUGUCGGCCUACAACGGGAGCCUGCUGAACGUCAGCCUCGGCAGCCCCCCUGCGGACCCCGCCCCCUGUGGGGCGCCCCCCAUGACCUCCAACGACGCCCUCCUCUUCCACGAGAAGUGCGGCACGCUCAUCAAGCUGAGCAACAACAACAAGACGGCCGAGCGCAGGCGGCCGCUGGACGAGUUCAACAACGGCGUCGUCAUGACCAACCGCCCGCUGAGGGACAACGAGAUGUUUGAGAUCCGGAUUGACAAAUUGGUGGAUAAGUGGUCAGGAUCCAUAGAGAUUGGGGUCACCACGCACAACCCCAACAACCUGGAGUACCCAGCCACCAUGACCAACCUGCGCUCAGGAACCAUCAUGAUGAGCGGCUGCGGCAUCCUGACCAACGGCAAGGGGACGCGCCGGGAGUACUGCGAGUUCAGCCUGGACGAGCUGCAGGAAGGAGACCACAUCGGCCUGACCAGGAAGUCCAACAACGCCCUCCACUUUUACAUCAACGGCAUCGACCAAGGUGUGGCGACCACCCUCACCCCGCUGGUGGUCUACGGGGUGGUGGACCUCUACGGCAUGGCCGUGAAGGUCACCAUCGUGCACAACCACAACCACAGCGACCGCCUGCGGCGCAACAACGCCAUCAUGAGGGCCCUGUCGCCGGACGUGGGGCGCCGCGCCAUCGACGCCGCCGGGAACGAGCCGGAGCCGGAGCGCCUCCUCUUCCACCCCAACUGUGGGCAGAAGGCCGCCAUCAUCAACGAGGGACGGACGGCCCUGCGGCCCCAUGCCACCGACGACUUCAACCACGGCGUGGUCCUGAGCAACCGGCCGCUGCGCAACGGCGAGGUCUUCCAGGUGCGCAUCGACAAGAUGGUGGACAAGUGGGCCGGCUCCAUUGAGAUCGGGGUCACCACCCACAACCCCACCUACCUGCAGCUGCCUUCCACCAUGACCAACCUGCGCUCAGGCACCUGGAUGAUGACGGGCAACGGCGUGAUGCACAACGGAACCACCAUCCUGGACGAGUACGGCCACAACCUGGACCGCCUGAAGGCGGGUGACACGGUGGGGGUGGUGCGCAAGGAGGACGGGACGCUGCACUUCUUCGUGAACGGGGUGGCGCAGGGCCCGGCUGCGUGGAACGUCCCGCCGAACAUCCACGCCGUGGUGGACCUGUAUGGGCAGGCGGCCCAGGCAACCGUCGUGGACGACGCAGACCUGCUCCCGCUGCCAGACGACCUCUCGGAGGGCAACAACCAGCUGUCCCCCAGCAGCCCCUCCUCGGUGGCCUCGGGGAGCGACCUGCGCUUCCACCAGCUGCACGGCAGCAACGCCGUCAUCACCAACGGCGGGCGCACGGCCCUGCGCCAGAACUGCCGCAGCGAGUUCAACGACGCCAUCGUCAUCUCCAGCCGGCCACUCCGCGACGGGGAGCUCUUUGAGAUCGUGAUCCAGAAGAUGGUGGAUCGCUGGUCCGGUUCCAUCGAAGCAGGGGUCACGGCCAUCCGUCCCGAGGACCUGGAGUUCCCCAACACGAUGACGGACAUCGAUUACGACACGUGGAUGCUCAGCGGCACGGCCAUCAUGCAGGACGGCAACACGCUGCGCAACAACUACGGCUGCGACCUGGACUCGCUGACCACGGGCUCGCGCAUCGGCAUGAUGCGCACGGCCAAGGGCGACCUGCACUACUUCAUCAACGGCGUGGACCAGGGGGUGGCCUGCUCGGGGCUGCCGCCGGGAAAGGAGGUCUAUGCCGUGGUGGACCUGUACGGCCAGUGCGUCCAGGUGUCCAUCACCAGCGCCACGGGGCCGAUGGACAACAGCCUCUCCACCAGCAACAUCACGGAGAAGUCCUUCCCCAUCCACUCCCCAGUGCCCGGGGUGACCCACCGCUUCCACAGCAGCUGCGGCAAGAACGUGGCCUUCCAGGACGACGGGUGCCGGGCCACGCGGGUGGCCAGCUUCUGUCACGGCAUCGUCUUCAGCAUGAAGGAGCUGAAGACGGACGAGAUCUUUGAGGUGAAGAUCGAGGAGAUGGACGAGAAGUGGUCGGGGACCGUGCACAUCGGCCUGACCACGCUGCUGCCCCUGGACGCCCCCCACACGGUCGCGGGGCUGCCCCCCUCCGUGCUGGAGCUGCGCGCCAAGGUGACGUGGCUGGUGACGGGCUCCGAGGUGCACCGCAACGGCGUCCUCCAGCGGCAGAACUACGGCUGCUCCCUGGAGCGCCUCGGGGUGGGGAGCCGGGUGGGCGUGAGGCGGGGCGCCGAUGACACCAUGCACAUCCUGAUCGACGGCGAGGACAUGGGGCCGGCGGCGACGGGCGUGGCCAAGAACGUGUACGUGGUGCUGGACCUCUACGGCCGCGUGACCGCCGUCUCCAUCGUCAGCUCCACCGCGCUGGAAGAGGCCGACGGCACCAAGCCGCCCUCGAUCACCUCGGAGCCCUACAGCGAGGAGGAGGAGGAAGAGGAGGCCACGCCGUGCGAGAGCGACGUGCCGGCCGUGACCUCCGCGAUGGAGUUCCUGGAGAACCACGGCAAGAACAUCCUGCUCUCGAACGGCAACCUGACGGCCACCCGCGUCUCCAGCUACAACCAGGGCAUCGUGGUCGUGGCGCAGCCUCUGCCUCCGCAGCGGCUCUUCCAGUUCCAGAUAGAUUCCCUGAACCAGCAGUGGACCUCCUCGCUCUCGCUGGGGGUGAUCGGCAGCUCCCCCGAGCGGCUCAACUUCCCGGCCACGGCCUGCUCCCUCAAGCGCUCCACGUGGCUGCUGCAGCGGGACUCUGUCUUCCACAACUCCCUCAAGAUCUGUGAGAACUACGGCCCCAACCUGGACACCUGCCCGGAGGGGACGGUGCUGGGCCUCCUGGUGGACGCCGGCGGCUGCCUCCACCUCUUCGUCAACGGGAUGGACCAGGGCGCGGCCGCGCAGGACAUCCCGCAGCCCUGCCACAUCCUCAUCGACCUGUACGGGCAGUGCGAGCAGGUGUCCAUCGUGACCAACGGCACUCCGGCGGUGGGAGCAGAGGGCGCGGACCCCCAUGGCCAGGGAGACAUGGAGAAGGCCGACGUGGUGGAUGGGAUCAAGGAGAGCGUGUGCUGGACCCCCCCUGUGGACCUGAACACCAUGAAGACCUGCGAGUACCACGCGCUCUGCGCGCGCUUCAAAGACCUGCUCCUCCUGCCAGACAAUUACUUUGCGGAAGACCCCAAGUUCAGCCUCUGCUACUGCGAGUCGUGCCACAAGCUCCGGGGCGACGAGGCCUAUUACAAGCGCGGGGAGCCCCCCCGCGACUACGCCUUGCCGUUUGGAUGGUGCCGCUUCAACCUCAGGGUGAACCCGCAGCUGGAGGUGGCCAGCACGUCCAAGAAGUGGCACAUCGCCUAUCACGGGACGAACGUCGGGGCCGUGCGACGCACGUUGGACCAGGGAGAGCUGGUGCCAGCAGGAAGCGCAUCCAUCCUGAGCUGCUGCCCCGUCAAAGCAGACCCGCAGGGUGGCGGCGGCGGCGGCAGCGGAGGCGGCGGCGGCAGCGGAGAGUACCACGAGCCGGAGGAGAACAGCUCGCAGGGCCACGGGGAGUCCCAGCGGCUGCUCCUGUCGCCCACACUGCGCUAUGCCGGGCUGGAGCCCUUCGCCACCAAAGUGCAAUUCAAAGACCCAAAGUCUCACCGGCAGCACGCCGCCCAGCUCGCCUUCCAGGUGUGUGUGCGCCCCGGGUCCUACAAGGUGUGCGCCCAGUCCCUGGCGGCCCCCGAGCCCCUGGACCCCCGCUUCAGCAGUGCCGAAAUCGAGUGGGUCACCAAGGAGAAAGGUGCUACUGUCCUGCACGGCCUGCUCAUCCGCGUGGAGUGAGACCUCGUGGCCACCCUCCCGGGGAGGCGCCAGGGGCACCACGACGCCACAAGACGGUGGGGAAGGCGGCUCCUGCCGGAAAGACCCUCCUCCGCGACCCACCCUUCCACGCACAGACCGGGUGGCGCUCGCGAGCCCGAGAGGGUCGGCGGCUGCGACCAGCAGGCACGAGGGACUGGAAGGGACCGCCCAAGGCGGGGCGGGGGCGCGCCUCCCCCAGCGGCCCCCCGGGCGGCUUCCCUUUCCCUUCUUUUUUCUUUUGCACAGAGGCAAGACGAGCUAAAGGGGGAGGGUUCGGGCGUGCUGAGCGGAGCCGUGGUAUUUCAGAGCAUGGGGAGGGGACUUCGUCGCCGCAAAAGGACCUUGCUGAACUUUGGACUCGGGGGUCUUUCUGGAACACCCAGGGCCUCCUGUACUGACUCCACUGCCUGCAGUGAUGCCGUCGGGACUGGGGAGCGUGCGUUGGGGCGAGGGGGGGAACGGCCGGCGCGGCUCCCGUUUUUCACGGAAGGCAGGCUGCCCCGGCAGGGGUAGACUUUCCGGCACGCCGGCCGCUUGGAGCCGAAUUGGCCGGCUGUGGAGGGGCAGAGGGGCGGCCCCGCCAAGCUUCCUGGAGGGCCAGAUUUGGAUCAUUUCUACUUUUUGUGAGUGGGUGGAGUAUCUUGGUAUGUAUGGGUGUUUCUAGCCUGUCUGUGUCGGGGCCCGGUUCUUCGCGGAGGGUCCUUUUUUCACCUCCGCUCUGCCCCUUGCUCAGCCUUCAGGACCAGUCCUGUAGAGUCCCCACCAGGCCUUGGACAGUGGGGGGGGGGGGGAUGCUGUGUUGUGCUUGCGUGUGUUUAAUCCAUGCAGCCCCCUGGAAGACCCGAAGCAGGAGACGGGCGGACUCUCGGCCCCACAUCUCUGUACUCAAAGGAACUCAAAAGACGUCACUUUCUCCCAGCUGUGGUCACCCCUGCAGACCCUGCCCGCUCCGGCCCACCCAGGACAAGCCACUGCUGCAGCCCGCUUUUCAUGCGAUUACUUUUUCCCCGCCUCCUCCCCAUCCCUUAUUUAUUUAUACCUGUGUUGGUUGUCCAAAAAAUGUGAAUUUUUAAGGGGAACGGGGGUUUCGAACACCCCCUCUCCUCCCUUUGAUUAAUAUUAUAUUUUAAAUUGUAUUUAUGCUGCUUUUUCACUUUAUCUGUUGGAAAAUGACAUGCAUUAACUUUUUUACAUCUGUCUGAAGCCGAGUUCUGUUUUUGUUUUUUGGACAAAAGUUGUGAGGUUGUACAGCGCGUUCCCUCCCUCGCAGGGGUUGAUAAACCACCGUUCGACUGGC